Molecule: messenger RNA, 2121 nt
Organism: Gallus gallus (chicken)
Lineage: Eukaryota; Metazoa; Chordata; Aves; Galliformes; Phasianidae
Product: zinc finger protein 501-like
Exons: 4
Coding region: 272-1621 (449 amino acids)
Biological process (GO): regulation of transcription by RNA polymerase II
Cellular component (GO): nucleus
Molecular function (GO): RNA polymerase II cis-regulatory region sequence-specific DNA binding; DNA-binding transcription activator activity, RNA polymerase II-specific
Source: RefSeq, a predicted model, not a curated record
GUUCUCUCAGCCCCGCAGUUUGAGACAGCUUUGUGAUGGUUCAUCUCUUUGAGCCAGAGCGUUAGCAGUGCUGUUGCUGGUUGUCUUCCUGUGCCAGGCCUGGUGUGCCAUCCCGGAGGCAGUGCCCUGCAGAUGGGCUGGGGAGGGCUGGGCUGGGACAGGGACUGCUGCGUUGCCUGCCAGCUGCCCUGCCCUUUCUCUUGUCCCUGCAGGCUCCAGUUCAGCUUGUGCCUUCCAGGCGUGAUCAUCCCAGGCUGCAGGAGAGCAGCAAAUGGCCACAGCACAUCGGUGUCAGGAGCCCGUGAGCUUUGCGGAGGUGGCCGUGUAUUUCAGCAGGGAGGAGUGGGCGCUGCUGGACCCUGCGCAGCGAGCGCUCUACCGGGACGUGAUGCUGGAGACGUACCAGUGCGUGGCCUGGCUGGCUCCUCUUCCAGCCCCCAAACCCGGGCUGAUCUCCCUGCUUGAAGGAGGGGAAGACCCCUGGAUCCCAGAUGUGCGUAGCCCUGAGGCCGUGCCAGGAGACCUGAGCCCAGGAACUGGGAUUACAGAUCUACUGGAGGAUGUGCAGGAAAGUGGUGUGGCCGAAAGGCGGUGGGGUAGUGCCUGUGUGGGAGAAAUCAGAAGGGAUGUCCCAGGAGGCCUGGAGCAAGGUCAGGGUGAGCACAUCAAGAAGGCACUGGGAGAGCAUCUGGAAGAGAAAGGAAGGAGCCCACUGGACUUCAACAUAGGUGAAAAGCAGGACGUAGAGCCCAGGAGCAAGGAUGUGUGUCAGAUGAAAAAGCAGAAUCCAUGCACUGAGUGUGGGAAAAGCUUGGAAAUAGAUUCCAGCAUCAUUAACCACCAGUGCAUGCACGCAACGCAGAGCCUGUACAAGUGCUGUGAGUGUGGGAAGAGCUUCAACAGCAGUUACAACCUUACCCGCCACCAACGCAUCCACACAGGAGAGAGACCCUUUCAGUGCUCUGAGUGUGGGAAGAGCUUCAACAGCAGUUGCAACCUUACUUGCCACCAACGCAUCCACACAGAGGAGAGACCCUUUCAGUGCUCUGAGUGUGGGAAGUGCUUCAAUCGCCGUUCUGACUUGAAGCAGCACCUGCGCACGCACAGACAGGAGAGACCCUUUCAGUGUUCCGCGUGUGGGAAGAGCUUCAAAAGAAGAUGCGAGUUAAAGCUGCACCAGCACAUCCACUCAGGGGAGAGUCCCUGCAAGUGCUCUGAGUGUGGGAAGAGCUUCAGCAGAAGUUCCCACCUCACCUACCACCAACGCAUCCAUACUGGAGAGAGACCCUUUCAGUGUCCUGAGUGUGGGAAGAGCUUCAACAGCAGUUCCCAUCUCACCUGCCACCAACGUAUCCACAAAGGAGAGAAACCCUUUCAGUGCUCUGAGUGUGGGAAGGGCUUCAAAACGAAGUUUGAAUUGAAGCUGCACCAGCGCAUCCACACAGGGGAGAGACCCUUUCAGUGUCCUGAGUGUGGGAAGAGCUUCAAAAGCAGUUCUGAAUUGAAGCAGCACCAGUGCAUCCACACAGGACAGAGACCCUUUCAGUGUCUGGAGUGUGCAAAGAGCUUUAAACGCAGAUCUCAUCUCAACACUCCCAAGCGCAUCCACGGAGCACAAUGACUGUAGAAGCACCCCAAGACUCUGGGAACCUUCCAAAGCAGUUCCAGCCUCGUUACCUACCAGCAUUUCCAUAAAAGAUACAGAUCCUGCAGAGCCUCAAACUUGUGAAGAGCUUCAGCCCUUCACCUUCAACCCCUGUGCUUCUCCCCACACAGGAAGAGCUGGCAAAGGAGAUGGCAUCGCUGGCACCCUCUGCAGAAGGGCCUUAACCCAGGAGGUUCAGAUGGCCUUUCCUUGCUUCCCAAAGCAGUUCUCUCAGCAUGCCCAUGUUCCUCUUCUGCUCUUCCUGCCUGCAGCUUUUUGAUGCCAUUUCCUUAGGAGAAGCGGCUGUGUGGGGAUGUUCUGUGUGUCUGUGUGCGUGUGUUGCUCUCAGUAAUUUCUGAGUGCGCAGACGAAUGUGAGAGAAGGGUCAGGAGAGCAGUAACAUGGCUCUUGGAGGUUUUCUGAGAAUCAUCUGUAGGGGAAAGGGAAGGGGUGAAUAAAGUAGCUGAGUUGUUCUG